ACAGGAAGUAGAGGACCCCCUCUGCGGUUACACGCGCUGAGCUUCUUCCUGUUGUCCUGCAGCUGAGUGGUUCCGGUCAUGUUUCCUCAGGUUCUGUGCAAACUUGUGUUACAACCAGUUGUUGUUGUUGUUGGUCGCUGUGUGACACACACACGGACACACACUCCGGCUCUGCUCGUCCGCUGCUUCACAGACCGGAAGGAACAAGUCCGCCCGAAGAUCGACGAAGCUCUGCUGCAAGUCCUCGUCUGUCCCCUGUCCAAGAAACAGCUGAGAUAUGAUGCUGAGACCAACGAGCUGAUCAACGAGGAGCUUGGCAUCGCGUAUCCCAUCACUGACGGAAUCCCCAACAUGAUCCCUCAGGAGGCCAGACUCCUUCACAAAGACGCCUCCGACCCCUCGACCACAGAGUAGAAGCGUCGUCACAGCAACGCAGAUCCUCCCCUGAGGCGUGUGGAACACUUGUGUACCUGGAGGUUUAGUGUUGCCUCCUGCCUCAAAGCUUCUGUACCACCUCCCUGAUAGUUCAUUAAUCCAGUCUGUGAGUAUGUUCUCUCUGUCCAUGAUGGUGGGACUGGUCCCCAUCGUGUCCCUUUUCGGUUUGUUCUACUCGGCCGCGGUGGACGAGAACUUCCCUCAGGGCUG
Messenger RNA from Paralichthys olivaceus (Japanese flounder), 645 nucleotides. NCBI's taxonomy places the organism in Eukaryota, Metazoa, Chordata, Actinopteri, Pleuronectiformes, Paralichthyidae. The record is from RefSeq and is a predicted model, not a curated record.